AUGAUCCCAAAAAGUGGAAAACCAGAUCCACUCCUUGAUGAUAUUCAAGAUCUUAUUGCAAACAAACAUACGUCACCAGAUGUUAUUGAUGUGAGCGAAGAAAUCCAAUAUCUUGAAAGUUUAAAGGAAAAAUCGUCCAAAAAAUCACACGAGAAAUCACAACUAAAAGAAAAACUAAAAGAAACAGAGUCAAUGAACAAAAAACUCUCAGAAAUUUUAAAUAAGUAUGGAAUUGAUCUAGAAGGAAAGCAAAGUUUGAAACCGAAAUCGAUUCAAUCUGUUAGCAUAAUCGAAAGAUACUGCGAUGAUGAUACAUCAACCAUAUCAAGUGAGGAAAUUAAAAAUAAAGUUCAUAAAUCUGAAAUAAAGUUCCAAACACUCCCAGAUAUUGAUAUAGAGGAGUCAAAUAGAACUACUGUUGAUACAAAUACUCAAAUUGCAGACUUAAAUCAAUUGAAAGAGUUACAUCUAACUACAGAGUCAAGAGUAUUGUUUUCAAAUCAAGGAAUAUCGAAAGAUCUUAAUAACGAAUCGUUAUCGCCUAAAAAAGAAACACAAAUACAUCUAACGAAUUCUAUCGAUCAUUCAGCUGAUUACUCAGCUGAAAGUUCUUAUAGUCAAUCUUAUUCUUAUGAAUAUACAGAUAAUCAACUUCAAAAUCAGGAUGAUUCAUCCUCUUUUUCUGAAACUAAAAAUAGUAACAGAAUGAAGUAUAUUUCAGAGAAAACUCAACAGAUAUUAGACCAAAUAAACGCUCAAAUUAAGAAAUCUGGUUGUUGCAAAGAAAAUAAAAAAUGCAAGUGUCAACAAGAGAUGAAUACUAGUAAGAACACUACAGACAAGAAAAAUGUAAGACAAUUUGAUGCUAAUAAGAAUGAUCAAAUCGGGAAUGAGAAAAAUAAAUUUGUUCAAGCUAACAACAAGUUCUCUAAUAGAUACCAAUCAAUGUCAACUAGUGAGUCGAUGUUAAGCUUAUCCAGAAGUGAUCAAUAUAGUGCUUCAAAUCAAACCCCAUCUUUACCUCUUCACAAAAACCAAGCGAUUACUAAGCAACAUCAAGAAGAAGUAAAAGUUCCCGAAGAAAAAACAUAUUUUAACCAAGUGUCAAAAAAUUCCAUUUCAUCAGAAAACGUUAAUUCCAGUUUAGGUGAUGAUCAUAGCGAUUCAGGCUCGGCACACUUAAGUAAUAAUUUUAAUCACGAGAUUAAGAAUAACAUUUCUGGAAAAUCCGAUUCAGAUGAAGAGGAAGAAGAGUCAAUAGACACAGAAACAAUUAGCGAUUAUUCUGAUUCAUCGGAUUCUGAUUUUGAUCACUUUCCAAAGAAAGCUGAUUUUCAGUCAUAUCUCGAAAAAAAUCUUUUAAUUAUCAAAGAAUGUCUGAAAGGAACAUCACAACAAAGCACAUUAAUGGAGUAUAUUAAGCUGACACAAAGUGAUUAUCUUUCUAAACAGAAAUAUUUUGAUAAAUCAGAUGCCUGUUGUAUGAUUGAGAUUGCGGCAAAACAUAUUAUAUCAUCCAGGCUUAGGAAAUGA
Molecule: messenger RNA, 1533 nt
Organism: Trichomonas vaginalis G3
Lineage: Eukaryota; Parabasalia; Trichomonadida; Trichomonadidae
Exons: 1
Coding region: 1-1533 (510 amino acids)
Source: RefSeq, a predicted model, not a curated record